Messenger RNA from Pestalotiopsis fici W106-1, 879 nucleotides. RefSeq lists its product as uncharacterized. NCBI's taxonomy places the organism in Eukaryota, Fungi, Ascomycota, Sordariomycetes, Amphisphaeriales, Sporocadaceae. The record is from RefSeq and is a predicted model, not a curated record. Gene Ontology annotation, biological process: double-strand break repair via homologous recombination. Gene Ontology annotation, molecular function: nucleic acid binding; 3'-5' DNA helicase activity; ATP binding. Bases 1 to 879 code for a protein of 292 amino acids. The transcript has a single exon. Gene Ontology annotation, cellular component: chromosome; cytoplasm.
AUGCUGCGGCGGCUGAAGUUCCGGGCAUCCAGCACGGACUGGCACGAGUUUUUAGGGUUCCCCACCGGGGGGCCCCCGGUACUGGGCAAGCGGGCCAACCCAUGGGAGGAGCAGGCUGCAGCCCACCAGGUCGAGCGGCGGCGGCAGCUCCAGGCCACGCCCAUGGAGCCCGCAUUGCAGCGGAUGACUGGACGGGCCGAGAUACAGUUCCGCGGGGUGCAGCAGCCCGCCAUCCAGGCCAUCCAGGACAGCGCCAGCCCCGUGGUUGCCAUCAUGCCCACUGGUGGGGGGAAGAGUAUGCUGUUUAUGCUCCCCGCGUUCGUGGCCCCGGGAGGGUGUACCAUUGUGGUGGUCCCAUUGAUUUCACUGCGGGCCGAUUUAAUGCAGCGGUGCCAGCAGCUUGGGAUCCGGUGUGUAUCAUGGGAAAGCCGGCGGCCCCCGGACGAAGCCGCCAUUGUACUGGUCACGCCCGAAUCCAGCGAGGACCCGGAUUUCCACACGUUUUUGAACCGGCAGCGGUGGAUGCGGCGGUUGGACCGGAUUGUGGUGGACGAAUGCCAUAUCAUAUUAAAUUCCCAGAAGGAUUUCCGGCCGGCCAUGGCCCGAUUAGGGCGGUUGGUCAGUGCCCGCACGCAGAUGGUGUUUUUAACGGCCACGCUGCCCCCCAUCAUGGAAGAUAUAUUUUUGCAGCGGAUCAAGCAACCCGCCAGCGCGGUUGGCAUGUACCGGGCCCGGACCAGCCGGGGGAAUGUGGCAUACCGUGUAUGGCGGCCAAUUUUACCCCGCCAGACCCCGCGGGAGCCCCAUCAGUGGUUAGUGAUGCCGGCAGUACUGCAGUACAUCCAGGGUCGGAUCCAGCAAGCGCGGGGGGCCGGGUGA